Porites lobata is the source of this 3202-nucleotide messenger RNA. The record is from the annotation of a GenBank genome assembly. Lineage: Eukaryota; Metazoa; Cnidaria; Anthozoa; Scleractinia; Poritidae.
AUGAUUGAAUUGAGAGACCGGGCUCCAGAUGUGUUAGAUGUAAUGACAACUAUUUGUAAACAACCGUCGGUGACUCACGUUCCUGCAGUUUGUAUGGGCUAUGCUAUUUUGAUGUAUCAGAGGAAUUCCAAGCUGGGAUUGCUUCAGAAGCUAUUGACAGUCAUGAUGGGGUCUGGUGGAUGCAGUCGUAGGGUACGUACAAUAUAAACACCAAAGGUGAGGGGGUACGGUAUUAAUUGAAACAACAACUUGAUUGGAGAGGGGGGGGUGGGGGUGGGGGGGGGGUGCCUUAAAGAAAACUAAUUUAUAAUGUGAAUAGAUAAAAAUGAUUUGCCCUUUAAUCAGUCUUACUGUCAAUCAAAAUGCCUAGACAGUAUAUUAUUAACCGAGAAUGAACCCAAUGUUUUAUUUUGAAACAGCAAAAAACAGGUUACAAAAGGAUCCAAUUAUUUACUAAACUUUGUUAAUAACAACCAAAUAACUAUUUAACAAGUAUUUACCAAAGUGGAGGUAAAAAUGCGGUAGAGGUUUACUGACUUGAAAAGUGGCAAGGCAAAAAUUCACCUCUCCUCACUGACACUGAGGUAAAUAAUUGUUUUAGUGGUCUUUAGUAUACCAUAUAUACCAAAGCAGUGGAUAACCAGCCAAAAACAUUAUAGUUAGAUUAUUUCUCAUAAAAUGGGGAAAAAGUUUGUGAAUGAAAUCCAGAGGUGGAUAUACUGCCAGUAUUCUAGGUUUUAGUAGCCAAUCAGAGUGUAUGAAAAACACUAUCCACUAGUUUGCUAUUUACUAAUACUAGUUUCUUUACAAACACCUCUUUGGCAUGGAUAUUUAUUUUAAAUCCAAGACAGACCAAACAUAAACUUCAAUUGCUCACAUCGACUCACAUCUGUCCAUUAAUGUUGUUUAAUUUUUUCAGACCUUUACUUGCUUGAAUGCUUUAGGCAUCACCCAGUCUCAGAAGACGUGGGUCAGGACCAUGGACACAAUUAGUGAUGCUUUGGUACCAAAGAUCCAGAAGCUGGUGCGGGAAGGUGAAGAGCUACGGGUUAAUUUUGACAACCUUGACUUCCGUAUCUUAGCAAAUCAAGUUCUUUCAAAUCAUCGCAACACGGAUGUACACUGGAUUAACCAGUAUAUUACAUUUGACAGGGUGCCAUCAGGUCAUCUUGACAGCACAAAACCACUGGCAGAUUUGAAGGAACUUCCUUUGACUGAGUAUUUACUUAGUAAAGAUGAGAAAAAAGAGCUAAGAAGUACCAUGAUCACAUUGGUGACAAGAGUGUUAACAAAGAUGAUGCCAUCCCUAAAUCACAUUAAGGAGGCUGUCCCCAAGCACAUUCCCCACCCUCACAGUAAAGAGAUGGCCAAAAAAUCGGUUAUAAUUGGUUUACCUGUACAGCCAUUUAACCAAUCCAAGCAUGCUGAUGUUAUCCAGUACCUUGAUUAUAUGGAAGGCCUCCUUGGUACAAUCUAUACACCAGAAGACCAUCAAGUCCCAGCAAAUGAAUCAACAGAAGAAAAGCAGGCAAGAAUGGACAGAAUCUUGAAUGGUGUUAAAGUACCCCUUGGUGGAGAUCAGCUAGGGAGAGAGAGGGUGACUGGAGCCAAGAAAUUACGCCUGGGGUGUGACAGUGCUACUGCAAGGCAAGAACACAUUGAAGAAAUGCCAGAGCUUUGGCAUGCAAAGCAGGCCUUCCUUAGUGUAAGUGAAAUGGUCUAGCUAACAAAAAUAACAAAUAUAUAAAACAAUAAUAAUUAAAGUAGUAAAAUGUAUGAUAACAAGUGAUAAUAUUUAUGAUUAUCUUUAUGAUCAUUAUUAUAACAACAAAAACAAUAGGAUAUGAAGGUAGCAAUCAUGUCUGAAGUUAGCACCAUUAAUUCUUUGGGGCUUUUAUUUCAGUAUUGUCAAAAAAUAAAUCAGCUAAAAACUGAAAAUAUACACACCAUAUAGAAUUGGAAUUUACAACAAUACUAGCUAGAAUGCACUAUUUUUGUCUGUAAUUUAUAUUACAAUUGUACAAAAAAAAUGUUCUGUGAUUUAAUUAAUAAGAGACCUGUGAUGAAAGCUUUCAUUUGCUAAACAUGAAUCCACAUAUCAAUUGAAUUUAUAAUUUUUUCUGCGUGCCAUGUACUGUUAGCCUCAUUUAUUGCAUCAACACUGCUUUGCAGGAGGAAUCUCCCUGACUCUUUUAACCUGUCUGUUGUUAAGACAUUUAUAUUUUAUUACUGGGUUUAGAAAGCAGUAUUACAUUGUUUAUUAUUAACCUAAUACAUAAUAAACCAUUUUACUUUUCAGUUGAUCUGGGAAAAGCUGUUCAACACAAAGUCCUCUCGUGACAUUGGUACCCUCUACUACUUUAGACAAAAGUUUGGUAGAACAAAUGUUCCUACCCAUGUGAAAAAAAACUACAGUGGUGCAGAAGCCCUUGUCCUUCAAGUGACUCGAGCUCAUAUUUGUGAAGCCUUCAUGACUUGGGCAGGAAUGGAAGACACUGACUCAGAAACAUCCUGUCUCAGUCUUCCCGAAAAGUCAGCAUCUCACCAGGAGAAGAUUGCUUUUGUUGAAGAAAACAUUGGCAGUUUUGUAGACAAGUACUGCAUGGUCCAUUCAGAUGUUGACGAAGCAUGGGCUUUAGAUGAGGAGCAAAGGCAGUCUCUCAGAGAGGAUGGAAAUAGAUUACAUGCCAACCAGACAGCUGCAGGUGCAUAAUAAUUUUUUUAAAUUAGGAUAAUAAUUUUGGUAGAACCAGUAAAAUCACUAUACUAAGGCAAAACUGUUACUUUCAUCACUGAGUUCCACAUUAAUUUAACACAUUCCUCUGACAGAUAACAGAUAAAAGAUACUUAUUUAUAUAUUGUAGGUACCACAGUUCUGCUCAUGAAAGCAACAUCUGCAACUGGAUUGAUAAUGCAGCAUCGGUUAAACUUUGUGGCUACUGGUCUGAUUGUUGAGCCUGGUCUAAUGGCUAUGCCUGGUCCAACUGAAGUUGCAGUUCGAGUAACAGCAUCAUUGAAUACCAGCAACCUGCUUACAGAAACUCAAAAUAAUUUGCAGAUAGGGCAAUUGGUGAUCUGGCCAAAGAAAAGCAUGGCAAUUUUUCAAAGGAAUCCUGUAUUUGUGAAUAUUCAUAACCAGUCAGGAUGUAAGUUGAAACAAGAAGACAACAAAAUCACUCAUGGCCUGAAUAACAAUAAAUAG